Ceratitis capitata (Mediterranean fruit fly) is the source of this 1754-nucleotide messenger RNA. RefSeq names its product twinfilin (gene twf). The coding region runs from base 164 to 1195 and encodes 343 amino acids. Lineage: Eukaryota; Metazoa; Arthropoda; Insecta; Diptera; Tephritidae. The record is from RefSeq and is a predicted model, not a curated record. Gene Ontology annotation, biological process: actin filament depolymerization; regulation of lamellipodium assembly; positive regulation of neuron projection development. Gene Ontology annotation, molecular function: actin filament binding; actin monomer binding. The transcript has 4 exons. Gene Ontology annotation, cellular component: cytoplasm; myofibril; actin filament.
UUAGCAAAGGGGAGCUGGUACAUUCCAAUCAGACUGGAAAGUUGCAACACUGAAUUCAGUAAACAUUUUUGUUGUUGUAUUGGAGUGAGUAAUUUUUUAUCUCCAGGUAUUUACCGAAAAUUAAAAUAAACCCAAAUAUAGAAAAAUUAUAAAAAUUAUAAAAAUGUCUCAUCAAACUGGGAUAAAAGCAAAUGAUAAGCUCACAAAAGUUUUUGGUAAAAGUAAAAAUGGAAAGCUACGUGUGAUAAAGGUGUCAAUAGAAAAUGAGGAGCUCAAUUGCACUGCUACGGCUGAAGUAAAAAAAGAUUGGGAGCGUGAUUAUGAUAAACUGAUAGGGCCUCUUAUAGAAGAAAAUGUACCCUGUUAUAUCCUCUACAGACUAGAUAGUAAAACAUCACUGGGUUAUGCCUGGCUAUUGUUGAGCUGGGUUCCAGAUACGGCUUCAAUACGUCAAAAGAUGGUUUAUGCUUCCACGAAGGCUACACUGAAAACCGAAUUCGGUUCUGCACAUAUCACUGAGGAGAUACACGCAACAACGCUGGAAGAGACCACGUUUGAUGGUUAUGUGCGACACAAACAAGACUUUGCCGCACCAGCCCCCUUAACUACGCGAGAAGAAGAGCUCGUAGAAUUGCGUAAAACAGAAAUUAACACCGAUAUUAAUACGGAUACGCGACACCAAACCUUAGGCGGAGUGGCGUGCCCAAUGUCCGAUGCUACGGUUGCAGCAAUUAAAGAUUUGCUACGUGGCUCAUAUGAUUAUCUACAAUUUAGAAUUGAUCUCGAAGAGGAGCGGAUACAUGUUUCGAACGCAGCAGUAGUGUCAUUGCCUAACUUGCCACGUCAAAUACCCACCGAACAUGCACGAUACCAUCUAUAUCUGUUUAAGCAUACCCAUGAAGGUGAAUACCAGGAAGCAUAUGUUUUCAUAUAUUCCAUGCCCGGGUAUACUUGUUCGGUGCGUGAACGUAUGAUGUACUCUAGUUGUAAAGCACCAUUUUUGGAUAAUUUACAUGCACUAGGAGUAAAUAUUGCAAAAAAGUUGGAAAUCGACAGUGGUUCCGAAUUGACAGAGGAAUUUCUAAACGAAGAACUACACCCCAGAAAACUUGCCAGCAGACCAGCAUUUGCCAAGCCUAAAGGCCCACCGAAUCGCGGCGCAAAACGCUUGACACGCCCACAAGAGCAAUCUUAAGUGCUAUAGCAACGAUAAUUUUGGAGCUGCCACUCCACCUCGCAGCAAUAUGAUUAAUGCUUUCACAAUUCUUCCAUCUCAUGAUUAACUCGCAUUUUAAUAGGAGACAAAACUUGGUAGACAAGCGCUCAUAUAGUAACUAAACGUAAAAAUAUAGAGUUGAAUGUCAUGUUUAAGUAUGUUUGCAUAUCUAUUCGUGUAGAAUUGAAAUUAUAACGCAUACUAGUACAUACGCACCAAUAUAAUUCAUGCAUUUCCUGCAUUAUUGCUUUCUAAUGGUUAAUAUCCAUAAACCAUUUUUAGCCUUUCGCAAUUUCGAGUGUUGUUUCAUAAAAUACUUAUACUAUUCAUGUUAUUGACAAUUUAAUGCAUUAAAAGCACUUCAAUUAAAAGAAAAUCAAAAAAAAAAAAAUGAAAGUUGAUUGAUAUUUGAACUUGUUUAAAGAAUAAGACUACAUUUUGUCUUCAAUAUACAUAUGUAUGUAGCUGUAUUUAAACGUCUAGCAAUUGCAAUAUACAAAAGAAAUGUAUUUUUAAUUAAAUAUACCUUUAACAAGUA